This is a messenger RNA of Fusarium sp. VM40, 1356 nucleotides long. Lineage: Eukaryota; Fungi; Ascomycota; Sordariomycetes; Hypocreales; Nectriaceae. The record is from the annotation of a GenBank genome assembly.
AUGCCCCCGCGUUCCACCGCCGAGGGUUUGACCCCAACCUCCGGCUCCGGUUCCGGCUCCGGCGCCGCUGGCAAGCUCCGAAGGGCCCAUCGCAAGUCCCGUAACGGCUGCUUGGAGUGUAAGAGGCGACACAUCAAGUGCGAUGAGCACCGUCCCAACUGCAGCAACUGCGUCACCAGUGAGCGAGCCUGCUCUUUUCCGACGCCUCCUAAACCGGCUGCCGCGGAAUCGCCUGUCAACGAGCCGCUGAGGAACAAGAGCAGCAGCCGAUUACAGAGUCCUGUUGACAGCGUCUCAAGCGCUGGGGCUUCGCAGCGUCCUUCGUCAAUACCUCCGCCGCCCUAUCUUGGACCGCGCUUUGAACCUGAUGAUCGAUCGUCUGUUACUACUCUCCCGUCUUUCACAGAGUCCUUUGACUUUGCUGAGUCGCCUUUGUCCUCGUCACUCCCGGAUGCUCUUCCUACGCCUGUAUUUACCGGCAAACAUCUCAUACUCUUACAUCACUUCCGCAAGUCUAUGCUGUUCGAUGCCGAGAACGUGGAUAUCAUCAUUGACGUUGCUCUCGAAUGGUCGUCACAGGCUCCUUACGCCUUGGACCAACUGCUCGCCAUUGCGGCAGACCACCUCGCCAUGAUACACCCUGAGAGUUCGAUCGCUUAUCGUCGAACUGCUACAGAGCUGCAGACUCGUGCUCUCACAUAUUUCAACAAAGACACACAGGAAACAGCCGGCCACGAAACCCGCAAUCUGCCCCAGUUUCUCUUCUCCUCCUUGCUAAGCUUACACAUGCUUUACGAUACAUUCACUCAGUAUCGCGGCUCUUUCCAUAUCUUCAUCGAAAGGUUCUGCAACUCGGUUCUUCUCCAUCAGGGUGUGCGGUCUUUCACAUCACCAUCCUACCCAUCUCUUCUACAAUCUCCGCUGGCGCCGUUCUUCCUCGGCGUGAAAAACGCAGCGGAACUCGGAGACAAGGGAUCCGAGUGUGACGAACUGAUAGAGUUUAUCCAAACCUCCGAUUUGAGCGGUGCGGCGGUCGAAGCCUGUAGCGAUGCAGCCAGCACACUCCAAUGGGCCUUCAACGUCCACCGCAACUUACCGGCGAGUACCAAGAUACAAGCUGCAUCGGCAUUCCCGGUUGUACUGAGCCAAGAUUAUGUGGAGAUCGCCCGCAAACAUCGCCCAGAGGCAUUGCUGGUGUUGGCUUACUACGGUGUUCUCCUGCACCGGUGUCGCCACUUCUGGCUUUUUGGUGACGCGGGUACGUUUCUGGUACGGCUUAUUGCUGAUCAUCUUGGGAGUUAUUGGCAAGACGCCCUGCGCUGGCCUCUUGAGGAGCUAGAGAAUGAUCAAGGAUGA